This is a messenger RNA of Gambusia affinis (western mosquitofish), 2035 nucleotides long. It is a transcript of the gene mbd3b, whose product is annotated as methyl-CpG binding domain protein 3b. The coding region runs from base 304 to 1128 and encodes 274 amino acids. Lineage: Eukaryota; Metazoa; Chordata; Actinopteri; Cyprinodontiformes; Poeciliidae. The transcript is spliced from 7 exons. The record is from RefSeq and is a predicted model, not a curated record. Gene Ontology annotation, molecular function: DNA binding.
AACCUGAAGCGUCCGGUCUAGCUCCACGCUGCUCCGUUUUUUCUUUGCGGAUGUAGUUCCAACGGUGACACGCAGGAGGUGAUGGGGCCCAGAUCCGCGCGGAGCGAUCUCCGCAGCCACAAAGAGACUAUAUGCUUUUAGCCGGGAGAUCCCAUUACACGGGGCACGCGCUUUAAAAUGGUUGAAACAAAAGCGUGAGAAGCUCCAGACCAGCCUUUCAGAUUGCAGCGACACGUUUUUCCAAAUUCCGACCUGGCUGUUUGCCGUAACUUUUAGCGGAUUCACUGGCCAGCCGCGGGGGAAAUGGAGAAGAAAAGGUGGGAUUGCUCUGCUCUCCCCAAAGGCUGGAAAAUGGAAGAAGUGACCAGAAAGUCGGGUUUGUCAGCUGGGAAAAGCGAUGUCUAUUAUUUUAGUCCAUCUGGGAAGAAGUUUAGGAGCAAGCCUCAGCUGGCCCGUUACCUCGGUAACCAGAUGGACCUCAGCUCCUUUGAUUUUCGCACGGGGAAGAUGCUGAUGAGCAAACUGAACAAGAACCGCCAGAGACUGCGAUACGACAACAACAACCAGAACAAGGGCAAACCUGACCUAAACACGUCGCUGCCGGUAAGACAGACGGCCUCCAUUUUUAAGCAGCCGGUUACAAAGGUUACCAACCAUCCCAACAACAAAGUGAAGACGGAUCCUCAGAAAGCCGUCGAUCAGCCCCGACAGCUUUUCUGGGAGAAAAAGCUCAGUGGUCUUAACGCGUAUGACAUCGCAGAGGAGCUGGUGAAGACGAUGGAGCUGCCUAAAGGCCUGCAGGGUGUCGGCCCGGGCUGCACGGACAAAACGCUCCUGUCGGCUAUAGCGAGCGCCCUGCACACGAGCGCUGCUCCAAUCACGGGCCAGCUGUCUGCGGCGGUGGAGAAGAACCCGGGCGUGUGGCUGAACACUGCCCAGCCGCUCUGCAAGGCCUUUAUAGUCACAGACGAGGACAUCCGGAAACAGGAGGAGCUGGUGUACAGCGUCAGGAAGAGGCUGGAGGAGGCGCUGAUGGCCGACAUGCUGGCCCACGUCGAGGAGGCCGCCAGCGAGGGGGAGCCCCCGAAGGACGAGGGCAACGGCAGCGAAGACAUGGAGACCGUAUAGCACAGGUUGUUGUGAAGAUCGAUUGGACUCCUUCGCCCCACCAUCCCUCCGUAAACACAAGAGUUAACCGUAGGAUUUCCAUUCCAGUGCGGCCCUGAAGAACCGUCCUUCGGCGUCCACUCACUCCAGAAGACCCUCGGCAGCCAUUUGACCACCCGUGAUUGUCGCCAUUAAGUGGGACUCUAUGACUGUAUUUAUGAGCGCAGAGGAUUUUUAAUUAGUAAAACAGACAACUAUGAAUGACUUAAAUAUAUUCAAUAUAAUUACAAUGUGUCAAAGAUGAGUGUUUAGUGUUACAUGUAUUUUUUACUAAAAUGUCUCGGAUGGAUUUGUGUUUUUUGUUUCCGACAAUCAUGUCAGAUCCAAAUGCUUCGGGUCAGCAGACAGCCGGCGUGUUUGCCCCUUUUGUUUCGGGCACCUUUUGAGGCGAAUGUUUUUUGUACUGCAUCCAUUUUUAGAAAUUUAAAGUGACGCUCAUCUUGUCAUAUUUUGUAUUUAAUGUCUUGUUGAAAUCAAGUGUUGGUUCGAGAAAAGGCGUGUGUUUUUUUUUUUUUUUUUUUCUUUAGCUUUCAGAGCAUUUGGUGUUUUGCUUUUGCUUAUUUUUUGUUUUUCAUCACUAAACUGGGUGCUUAGAAACGUUCAACAGUGGUUUUGUACAUUUUGGUUCUUUUUUCUUUCUUUUUUUUUCUCGUAAAGCAUCUGUGUUAUCUCGCACUUGCUGCCUCUUUUAAAAAUUCAUGCACAGAUGGGAUAGUUUUUAAUCCGUCACUUUCCAAGGAGAAAGGGUUUUACAGUUUCUUUGCUGGCUCACAACAUCCAGCUGGAAUCAUGAAAUGCCCGGCCCAACCUGAGCAGGCUGAUUGCUGAAAUGUGUUAAAGAAAUAAAAUUUGUCACUAUGGUACCAAA